Messenger RNA from Iphiclides podalirius (scarce swallowtail), 774 nucleotides. Lineage: Eukaryota; Metazoa; Arthropoda; Insecta; Lepidoptera; Papilionidae. The record is from the annotation of a GenBank genome assembly.
AUGAAUGCAGCCUCAUGCGUACAAUUGAUUGAGGCCAAGUUGGACGAAUAUGGGGUAUCUCUAACAUAUGACAUCGUCGCUCAAACCACAGACGGUUGCAGCCAAAUGGUUGCAUUAAGGAAGUCCAUUAAGUCAUACCAUCAGCUAUGCAUCGCUCAUGCUGUUCAGAUGGCGAUUGUGGACGUAAUGUACAAAUGCAAUGCCGGCUUCGAGGAAAACGUCGCUCAGCUUGUCGAACUUGACGAGGAUGAAGAUUUGCCUUUAUCAGUAUUGGCUCAAAGACUGCGAACUGUAGAAUUUAACGAAGACACGAAUUGUACAGACAAUGACAACGAUGGUAUUGAAUUUAAUAAUGAAUCCUCGUUUAUGGAGUCUUUCAGUUCACAGUCUUUUAGAUACAACGAUCUGCUAUCAAAAGUACGAAAAGUGGUAAAAAUAUUCAAGAAAUCUCCAAUGAAAAGCGCUUACAUCCUUCAAAAACAUGUCAGAGCUGAUUUUGGACAGGAGUACUCCCUGCUGUUAGACAGGAAAAUGCGCUGGAGUAGCAUUUCUGCCAUGUUAGAAGACAAAGAAAUCCUUGCUGAAGCAAAGAAGAGAAUACAAGAGGCUUUUAAAAUAGAACUGGGGUCGUUCCCCCAUAUUCCCAAAGCGGGCUUUAGUGGGUCCUUAAGUGAAGUUAGUAGAGCUGCAGCACCCGCUGCCAAGCAUUGCCACCGCGUGUCCCAUGCGUCGGAGCAACGACCUGUCUCGCGCUCGGAAGCCUGUCCCAGCCCU